AUGAUAGCGAAGGCCGUAGCCACCGCCAGCGACGUACACUUCAUCGCUGUUAAGGGGCCAGAACUGCUCAACAAAUACAUUGGGGAGAGCGAGAAGAACGUGCGGGAUGUCUUCGCUAAGGCCCGUGCUGCUCAGCCUUGUGUUCUCUUCUUUGACGAAAUAGAUGCUCUUGUAGGAACCAAAACCACCACUAGAACCGUAGCAACAGCACCACCACCAGCAGCACCAGCAGCAGCAACAGCAGCAGCACCAGCAGCAGCACCAGCAGCAGCAGCACCAGCGGCAGCAGCAGCAGCAGGAGCAUGCGAGUGUGUUGGGGCUGCAUGCGUUGUGUUGCAGCUUCCUCGCCGGGGGCGUGCCUCUGACUCUGGGGGGGUGCUGGAUAGGGUGGUGGCUCAGCUGCUAGCGGAGAUGGAUUCUUUGCCCCCCAGGGUUUUUGUUGUGGGGGCCACCAACCGCAUAGAGCUGCUGGAUGGGUCUCUUCGUUUGCAGCCGGUUGAGCUGCAGGAAGCAGCAGCAGAAGGAUGGGCCUCCAUAGACACUGCAGCAGCACCACUCGGGUGUACAUACACCGCGCUGCUGCUGCUGUGUCCUGCCGCAGAUACACACCAGCAGCAGCAGGAGCAGCAGCUGCUGCUGCAGCAGCAGCAGCAGGAGCAGCAGGAGGAGCAGCAGCAGCAGGAGCAGCAGCAGCAGGAGCAGCAGCAGCAGGAGCAGCAGGAGGAGGAGGAGGAGCAGCAGCAGCAGCAGCAGCAACAGCAGCAGCAGCUGCUGCUGCAGCUGAGUCUGAUGAGUAAUACAAAACUAAAAGAAAGGGGGGGGACAGCAGCACUGCAGCCCCCACCACAAACACAAACACUCACCAUACAGCUGCUGCACCAGCAGCAGCAGCAGCAGCAGCAGCAACAGCAGCAGCAGCAGCAGCAGCAGCAGCAGCAGCAGAAGACUGUACAGCAGCAACAAGCAUGCGCGGCGCUUCUUAAUGGGUACAGAGCAGCUCUAUGGAUAGCAAAGGGGGGGGGCCCCCCUACUGAGGACCCCGAGGGGCCCCCCGAGGGGCCCCCCGAGGGGGCCCCCACAGAAGACCCCCCAGGGGCCCCUGAGGGGGCCCCCAUAGAGGCCCCCCCAGGGGCCCCUUCAGGGGCCCCUUCAGGGGGCCCCCAAGGGGGCCCCCCAGGGGCCCCCACAGAGGACCCCCUCGAGGGCCCCCAGAGGGGCCCCCCCAAGGGGGCCCCCUGCUGUGUAUGUGGUGAUGAGAGAUUGGGUUGUUAUGGGGGCCCCCCGUGUGUUGUGUGCAUGUGGUGUAUAGACACCUGA
Molecule: messenger RNA, 1317 nt
Organism: Eimeria mitis
Lineage: Eukaryota; Apicomplexa; Conoidasida; Eucoccidiorida; Eimeriidae
Exons: 7
Coding region: 1-1317 (438 amino acids)
Molecular function (GO): ATP hydrolysis activity; ATP binding
Source: RefSeq, a predicted model, not a curated record